AUGGAGUCACAGACUAUUGAUGAAGCUGAAGAUGAGUGGAGCCAGCACAAUGCAAAGAAACUUAUUGAUACAAGUCAAAAGGGAUUGCGUAAUUCAAUUCCCAAGAACUUUCCAUAUUUCCACGUUGAAUUUGGUUUAAACAAGGGUUUUGUCCAUGUUAUUGAUGAUGAAAAGCAGUUUAAUGGCAGCCUUGGCUUGAAUGUGGUAAGAGGCAUGCUACAUUUGGCAGAAGAGGACAUGUACAGGCGACGACGCUACGAGGCCAUCGAGGUACAAAAGCAAGCAGUUGCAAGCUUUUCCAAAGAGUGGAAUCAUUUUGACUGGACAAAACAGCUUAAUGAAACUUCCUAA
Messenger RNA from Sphenostylis stenocarpa, 351 nucleotides. Lineage: Eukaryota; Viridiplantae; Streptophyta; Magnoliopsida; Fabales; Fabaceae. The record is from the annotation of a GenBank genome assembly.